AUGCAAAGAUAUGAAUAUUAUGAAAUCUCAUCUCCAGGACUGAGAUCUACAAGCUCAAAUCCAUUUAAAAAUGAUACAGUAGCUUUAAUUUCACUUCAAAAAGAGAACCAAGAGCUGAGAAAAAGACUAAAAGAUCUAAAUAUUAAGUUAACAGAUGCAAUAACACAAAAGGAAAGCAAAAAAAGGAGGCCGUCACCAACGAAGGUUGCUGAAGAUGGCCACCAAAAAGCUGAGAGCAAGCUUGAAUCUUAUAUGUAACUUUUAUUUAGAAACGAAAAGCGUCUGUUGCAUCAACGAAUCGAUAAGCUCUCAGACCCGAAUUACGAAUGCAGCCUAAAAGACAAAAUCCAAAGACUUCAAAAUGUUCUCAUUAGUAAGCAAAAUGCUCAUAAAUUAUUAAAUGCAACCCUAAGUAUAAAAGAAACAGCGGCUCGAGGUAAUGAAGAAGCAAGCCCUUCUGAUUAUGCAAAUUAUUUAGCUGCGAUAUCACUUUAUACUCAAAGGAUUAAGAAAUUGGAUGAAACUGAACGACUGAAUAUGCAAGGCUUGCAAGAAUGGUCACAGAAAUACCAAGAAUUGAAUCAAAAUUAUUUGGAGCUAUACUAAUUUGGAGAAUUUAUCUACCAAAUAUUCAUAUCUUCUACUAAUUUUACGUUUUAAAAGAUAGUGAAUGAUUUAAGGUCCAGGGCCUAUAAUUUAGGAAGUCCUGGGUGGGUUUUUGCCUGGACAGACUCUAAAGGUGCAAAGUCAGAUCAUACUUCUGGGAAGCAAUUAUGCACCUGAGCAAGGGCAUGCAGUCUAGACAGAGACAUUAGGUGUUUUCCCAUACUCUGAGUACUACCAGAUUAAGGGAAUCCAAUGUGGUAGGGCUAAACCCAAGCAUGGUCGGAUGAGUCUCCCGAGAGACUGCUGACAUCGACAAGAAUAGGGCGUGGUGUGACGCAAGUACUUAGGGUCACCUGAGCCUUAAGCCGGGCUAGAACGACUAGGGGCUAAAAUAAACCCAGAAAUCUGCUAUAAUUUAAUUUAACCUCUCUACCAAUUUUCUUUAAAAAAAUACUUAUAAAUUGACUUAAAACAUUUAUAUUUUUAUCAAAUAAAAUAAAAAAAUAUUGUCGGCGAUGCUGAAAUUAGCAUGAAAAGAGAACAAGAUCUCAAAGAAAGAAUCAAAGAACGAGAAUGGCAGCUAAAAGUAAAGGAAAAAGAGUUCAAUGCUAAUUUCAGAGAUUUAAAUCAGAGGAUUAAAGAAUUAGAGCUUGAGUCUAGUGAAAUACAAAGAGAAGAAAAUUUCACUAAAUUAGAAAUCGCAAGAAAAUCUGAGGCUUUAGACGAUAUUAAUAAAGAAUUCAAAAGAAAUAGAAUUGGAGGUCUAUCUCCAAUUGUGUCGAAAAAGGGGAGGUUGAACGGUAACAUAUCUUUUAUUACAAACCAUGAGUAUAGUCCUCGAAUUGGGACUGACUCCUCUUUUAUCUAUAAUCUAAGCAAGCCGAACCCUUAUUAUUCAAAAACGCCAUUGCCAUUCUAG
Blepharisma stoltei is the source of this 1525-nucleotide messenger RNA. The record is from the annotation of a GenBank genome assembly. NCBI's taxonomy places the organism in Eukaryota, Ciliophora, Heterotrichea, Heterotrichida, Blepharismidae.